Cervus elaphus (red deer) is the source of this 5130-nucleotide messenger RNA. It is a transcript of the gene SNCAIP, whose product is annotated as synuclein alpha interacting protein. Bases 1823 to 4582 code for a protein of 919 amino acids. The record is from RefSeq and is a predicted model, not a curated record. Gene Ontology annotation, molecular function: ubiquitin protein ligase binding. The transcript is spliced from 11 exons. NCBI's taxonomy places the organism in Eukaryota, Metazoa, Chordata, Mammalia, Artiodactyla, Cervidae.
GAAGGAAGCAACUGGGUUUGUGAUCAUUUCGAAAAGUAGUACCAAUUUCUCUACAUCUAAUGUUCAAGAGAAGAUAAAAAUAUGGAUGUUUUUGUAAAAUUCCUUAAUUUUAGAACACUGAGAAGACCAAAUCAAUCCCUGAUGUGGGCUACAUAUGGCCCGAAGGCAUCCAGUGUUCUCACUCCCAUCUAAGUCAUGGGAAACUGGAAUUCUGAUUGUCUUCCAUUGGACAUACAUGGAAUGCCAGUACAGUUUGAGUAAGAAACUAAUUAUCUUAAUAGAAUCUUCAAAAUGGAAUCAGAGCCAACUUUGGAUAGAUUUAAAUUUUCUUCUUCAAGUGUGAAAAAUGCUCCAGUUUUCUAGGUUAAGCCACAUAUAUUUUAGUCCAAAAAGGAGGUGGGGGUAUAGGAAGUUGGAAUCCUGUUUCAUUUGGGAUACUGUCUUUUUAUUGAUUGGUCCAAAAUUGAAUACCCAAUUUCCUCUUUCGCAUUUAUAUCUCAGUUUGAGAUUUCCUUUCCUGAUUUAAGCCUUUGUGGCCAGUUUUUAUCUGAUCAUUUGUCUGUCUGAUAUCCUUGAUAUGUUUUUGUAACAUUUUUAACAGAAAAUGUAAGUGCUGUUUGUGGAAAGCGAGUUGGUCGGCUGUGAAGGGUCUCUUGUGAUUUCUCAGGUUGUGUUCACGUUCAACUGAUGCUGGCUUCUAGAGCAGAAGUCUGGGAACUAACAAUGAAUGUUAGACCACUGAACAUAGGUUUCUUUCCUUUCCAAGUCUGUCUACAGGGGCAGAGAGAAAAGAUGAAUGAGAAUGGAAAAUACAUGCAUGUAGCUGAGCAGGAGGUUAAUUAUAUUAAUUUCAGACUCAACCCAGCCUGAAGACAAUAUAAUAAUCUUAUAAAAAAUGGAAUGCCAGCAAGGAGCCAAACUUCUAUUACCUUUUUCCUUUUAAGAGCACAAUAUGUUAUAGCAAUCAGGAACUCAUAAAUUGCCCUUACAAGCAGUUCAGAAAAAAUUACUGUGUAAAGCCUACUUAGAGUUGGAAACUGUGGAGAGAUUCUUUUCCCCCAUUGCACCUGAGGUGUUUUUUCCAUGUGUUGAGUUUUGAUUCAGUUGUUCAGUAGAGAACAUGGGAAUUCUGCUUUGUUUCUCAAACAUGUGAUGGAUGUGGAGGGGUCAAGCUGAAACCGAGUUACUUUGAAUACUGAGGAGCCAAAUAUAAAUAGUACUCUGAAGUAUGAUUCCCUGAAUAUAUAUGUGAAUACAGAGAACCAUCCCAUUUUCCUCUCCUUUGGACUGGGAUCCCUGGUAAGAAUGAAGUAGGGGAUGAAGAUGGGAAUUAAUGGAGGGAGAGAUGAAAUAUUCCAGUGCCUUCUAACACAGACCUCUUCCUUACCUCACCAGAGAAGCUUUCGUUCCUUUCCUUCAUCAAUAAAUACUGAGAAUCACCAAGUAAAAGACCAGUGAUUCAAAGUGUUGACACCUUGAAGCAAGGGAAUGUUUUUCAAAUAAUUUAUAGCAGCUAUGAAAGUAAUUUAAAAAGUUAAUCUGCCCUUAAAGUAUUCCGCUUUGUCAAUUGUGCAUGAUAUCCUCAGUAUUUACUGUUACUUUGUGCUACAAACAUAAACAAUCAUUUCAAUGACCCUUUUUUAUUAAAAUAUGUGAACACUUAUAUUUCAUUAUUUCAGAGAACCACAUGAAUCCCACAAGUCCGUGGAAAUUUUAGAGUGAAUUUUACUGCCUCGUCACCUGUGUCUAGACAAAUUUAUUAGGCACUUGCUGAUGGACUUUAUAAGUAGCUGACGUUACUCAAAAUGUGCAAAGAAGAAUAAUGGAAGCCCCUGAAUACCUUGAUUUGGAUGAAAUUGACUUCAGUGAUGACAUCUCUUAUUCAGUCACAUCACUCAAGACCAUCCCGGAACUGUGCCGAAGAUGUGAUUCCCAAAAUGAAGACAGAUCAGUGUCUAGCUCUGGCUGGAAUUGUGGUGUCUCAACUCUUAUUACAAACACGCAGAAGCCCACAGGAAUCGCCGAUGUGUAUAGUAAGUUCCGCCCAGUGAAAAGAGUGUCCCCCUUGAAACACCAGCCAGAGACUCUGGAGAACAAUGAAAGUGAUGAUCAGAAGAACCAAAAGGCAGAGUACCAGAAAGGGGGUGAUCCUGACCCAGGCCCCCAGCCCGAGGAGCUCGGCCCCAGAGCUGGCGAGGGCAGCCCCCAGAGGAAGAGCACGGAGCCCAGCGCCCUGCUGGGGGAGCUGGAACAUUAUGACCUCGACAUGGAUGAGAUUCUCGACGUGCCUUACAUCAAAUCCAGUCAGCAGCUGGCCUCUUUCACCAAGGCGACUUCGGAAAAAAGGAUUUUGGGUUUAUGCACAAGCAUUAACGGCCUUUCCGGCAAAGCCUGCCCUACAGGAAGUGCCGAGAGCUCCCCGUCUAACAUGACGCCGUUUUGUGUUCUUUCUCCUGUGAAAAGCCCUCACUUGAGAAAAGCGUCCUCUGUUGUCCAGGACCAACAGAAGCUCUCCCCUGAGGAAUCGGAGAGUUCUCCUCCUCUCGUUAAAUGUGGCUCUGCUUAUGAGCCUGAAGACCAGGGUAAGGACUUCCUACACAAGACCUUCAGUGAUCCUCACAGUCGGAAAGUUGACAAGGCUAUGGCACCAGAUUGCCAGCUCAGGGCCUUCCAUCUGCAGCCCUCGGCAACGGACCCCAAGCCUGAGGAGCAGGUUGGCGGCAUGAACUGGACCAGCUCCCAGGGACCCGAAGAAAGGAACGAGUACCUGAAAAAAGUGAAAAGCAUCUUGAACAUUGUUAAAGAAGGGCAAAUAUCUCUCCUGCCACACCUAGCUGCCGACAAUCUAGACAAAAUUCAUGACGAAAGUGGAAACAAUCUCUUACACGUUGCCGCAUCACAGGGACAUGCAGAGUGUCUGCAGCACCUCACUUCUUUGAUGGGAGAAGACUGCCUCAACGAGCGAAAUGUGGAAAAGUUGACUCCAGCAGGCCUGGCCAUCAAGAAUGGUCAGUUGGAGUGUGUACGCUGGAUGGUCAGUGAAACAGAAGCCAUUGCUGAAUUGAGUUGUUCUAAGGAUUUUCCAAGCCUUAUUCAUUACGCAGGUUGUUUUGGUCAGGAGAAGAUUCUGCUGUGGCUUCUUCAGUUCAUGCAAGAGCAGGGCAUCUCGCUGGAUGAAGUGGACCAAGAUGGUAACAGUGCUGUUCAUGUGGCCUCACAGCAUGGCUACCUCGGGUGCAUACAGACCCUGGUUGAGUAUGGAGCAAAUGUCACGAUGCAGAACCACGUGGGGGAGAAGCCCUCCCAGAGCGCCGAGCGCCACGGACACAGCCUGUGCUCCCGGUACCUGGUGGUGGUGGAGACCUGCAUGUCGCUAGCCUCCCAGGUGGUGAAGCUCACCAAGCAGCUGAAGGAACAGACGAUGCAACGUGUCACACUGCAGAACCAGCUCCAACAACUUCUAGAAGCCCAGAAAUCAGAGGGCAAGUCACUCCUUUCUUCACCCAGUUCACCAUCCUCCCCAGCUUGCAGAAAGCCCCAGUGGAAGUCCCCAGACGCAGAGGAUGAGUCUGUAGCCAAAAGCAAACCGGGAGUCCAGGAGGGGAUUCAGGUUCUUGGAAGCCUGUCAGCAUCCAGCCGGGCUAGGGCCAAAGUGAAAGACGAAGAUUCUGAUAAAAUCCUACGUCAGUUAUUAGGAAAAGAUAUUUCAGAGAAUGUCUGCACCCAGGAAAAGCUGUCGUUGGAAUUCCAGGAUGCUCAGACUUCCUCGAGACAUUCCAAAAAGAUCCCGCUGGAGAAGAGGGAACUGAAGUUAGCGCGGCUAAAGCAGCUGAUGCAGCGGUCCCUGAGCGAGUCUGACACGGACUCCAACAACUCUGAGGACCCCAAGGGCACCCCUGUGAGGAAGGUUGACAGGCCCAGACCGCAGCCCAUUGUGGAGAGUGUGGAGGGCGUGGACAGCGCAGAGAGCCUCCACUUGAUGAUCAAGAAACACACCUUGGCAUCAGGACGCAGGUUUCCUUUUAGUAUCAAGGCCUCCAAAUCCCUGGAGGGCCACAGCCCAUCCCCCACCUCAGAGAGCAGCGAGCCGGACUUGGAAUCCCAGUGUCCGGGCUCAGGAAACACACCCCCAAGCCACCCCUCUGGAGAAGCCCCUCAGCCCAGCCCUGAUAGCACAGCCGCCCAGAAAGUGGCCACGAGUCCCAAGAGUGCCCUCAAGUCCCCGUCGUCCAAGCGCCGGACAUCUCAGAACUCAAAACUCAGAGUGACCUUUGAGGAGCCGGUGGUGCAGAUGGAGCAAACUAGCCUUGAACUAAACGGAGAAAAGGAGCGAGAGAAGGGCAGGGCCCUCCAGCGGCCGUCCGCGGGUAGCGAAUCAGGGGAUCAGCUCAAAAGGCCUUUUGGAACCUUCCGAUCCAUCAUGGAGACGCUCAGUGGCAACCAGAACAAUAACAAUAACUAUCAGGCAUCAAACCAGCUGAAGACCUCCACCCUCCCCUUAACCUCCCUUGGGAGGAAGGUGACGGACGGUAAGGGAAACACCGGGAGCUCUGCUAGCAAAGGAAAAAAUAAGGCGGCAUGAUGACAUCAGUAGAAAAAUGAAGAAAUCCUACAGUAUAAAGCAUGUUGCUGAGCCAGAAUCAAAAGAACUCUACUUAUAAAUCACUUUUUUAUUAUCUCUCAUUGCUGCCCUUUGGACACCAAUGGAAAUUUCUGGACUGUCCUCUGUGGAAAUAGAAUCAUGAGAACAAUGCCUCACCAGCAGAAGACCAGACGAUUAGGAUGCCUUAAAUUUAUAGCACUAACGUAUAUAAGACACAUUUUGGGGUGAUAUUUGUAUAUAUAACUUGUUUUUAAAGAGAUGCAGUUUGAAAGCAUGAUUGGGCAAAUGUAUGUUUUUUAAGAUUGAUUCAACCUCCCCACAGGACAUCCACCAGCCACUGACACCAUUUUGUCUCAUCAGUUGCAUGGGUGUUUGCUGAUGCUGGCUAACCUCCCUUUCCCCAUAAUACGGGCAAUUUGGGCUCAGCUUCUCCGGGAGACCAGGUCAGUGCUGUUGUUUUCUGUCGAGUGUUUUUUUCUGUCGUUUUUACUUUUUGUAUAAAGGAAAUAAAACAAUGUUAACAACCA